AAAAAAUCAUUUUCCAAUUUUAUUUUUUUCCUUCUUAAUUUAGCAAAUUUAAAGGGUUUCUUGAUUAACCCUUUAAAUUUGAUUAAAGAAUCUCUAUUUACUACCCAAUUUGAUGAAAGAACCAAUUUUUACUGAUACCCUUUUGCUAUUUUGGAUUCUUGAAAUUAUUUUUAGUACUUUUUGCUAUUUUAUUUGCUGUUAUUUAGUCAAUUUUAUGUUUCAAAUGUUAAUUUUAUGAAUAAAGAACUAAUUUUUACUGAUACCAUUUUGCUAUUUUAGUCAAUUUUAUGAUUUAUGAUUCAAGAAUUGAUUUUGAUAAUGCCCUUUUGCUAUUUUUGAGUCUUGAAAUUGGUAUGGUACUUUUUGUUGUUUUAUUUGCUGUUAUUUAGUCAAUUUUACCAUUCAAGAAUUAAUUUUGAUAAUGCCCUUGUGCUAUUUUUGAUUCUUGAAAUUGUUAUGGUACUUUUUGCUGUUAUAUUUGCUGUUAUUUAGUCAAUUUUACCAUUCAAGAAUUAAUUUUGAUAAUGUCCUUUUGCUAUUUUUGAUUCUUGAAAUCGUUAUGGUACUUUUUGCUGUUUUAUUUGUUGUUAUUUAGUCAAUUUUACAUUCAAGAAUUAAUAUUUGCUAAUGUCCUUUUGUUAUUUUUGAUUCUUGAAAUUGUUUUUGGUAUUUGUUUUGUUUUCUUUGUUGUUGUUUAGUCAAUUUUAGCGUUUCAAAAACUACCGUUAAGUGUUCUUUUUGCAUAUUUAAUUGUUAGGGUAGUGUAGUUUUGUAGUCAUUUUCUUGGAAUGGAACCGAAUUCACCGGUGAGAUUUAAACUGGGUAAGCAAUCGUCGUUAGCACCAGAGAGGGAAGUGUUAGGAGGUGAAAGGGAGGAUGGUGAAGAUGGUGUUGAUAUUGAUCCACGAGUGAGGUUGAUGUAUUCGGCGAACGAGGGUGAUAUAGAAGGGAUAAAGGAGAUUUUGGAAUGUGGGACUGAUGUUAAUUUUAGAGACAUUGAUAAGAGGACUGCACUUCAUGUUGCUGCUUGUCAUGGUUCAAGUGAUGUUGUGCAGCUGUUGCUUGAUAAUGGAGCUGAAGGCGAUCCGAAAGAUCGGUGGGGAAGCACGGUGCUUAUUAAAAAAGAAGGCGUCAAGAAGAUGCAGUAGUGCAAAGGUAUAGAGAAAGCAAAAGACAUUUAGCUCCUUAACAGUAUAUCAAGAAUAGGUGAUUAGGUGAUUCAAGGCUAUUUUUGCACAUUUAACAGUUGCUAGCUAUCUGAAAGACCCUUGUGAUAAGGUUAUCUUCCAUAAGACAUGCUUCAUUUAAGGCAAUCCAGCUGAAGCAGAUAACCUUGGUGUUACUUUUGUACUCUAAUUUAGCUUCCAAGCUUCACUUCUUUUGAGCCAAGGGUCUAUCGUUAAUAACCUCUCUACCCGACAAAGGUAGGGUAAGGUCUACGUACAUCCUGCACUCUCCAAACCCCACUUGUGGGACUACACUGGGUAUGUUAUUGUCGUUGUUGUUGAUGAUGAUGUUAUUAGCUUCCAAGACCAAGAGUUAAUUAUCCCGUUCUGGAGCAUAGCUUGUUGUCGCACUACUUUAUAAUACUACUGUUUUUGUUUUUUCAGCACAGUAUGUGGCCUAACAUGGGAUUUAUCGUGUUACUUACAUAGAGAACUUUUGCCUUUCUCAUUUGCUGAAACUGGCUAUUGUCUCAAUUAUGUUCUACUUUGGUGAGUUUAAUUCUAUGUUACAACAUUAAUUAAUGUUUUAAAUGUAAAUAGGUUCUCUAAUAUUAUA
Capsicum annuum is the source of this 1782-nucleotide messenger RNA. RefSeq names its product integrin-linked protein kinase 1. The transcript has 2 exons. Gene Ontology annotation, molecular function: protein binding. The coding region runs from base 789 to 1148 and encodes 119 amino acids. The record is from RefSeq and is a predicted model, not a curated record. Lineage: Eukaryota; Viridiplantae; Streptophyta; Magnoliopsida; Solanales; Solanaceae.